Molecule: messenger RNA, 1490 nt
Organism: Helianthus annuus (common sunflower)
Lineage: Eukaryota; Viridiplantae; Streptophyta; Magnoliopsida; Asterales; Asteraceae
Product: FBD-associated F-box protein At4g10400
Exons: 4
Coding region: 85-1332 (415 amino acids)
Molecular function (GO): protein binding
Source: RefSeq, a predicted model, not a curated record
GUAUCCCCUUACCAUUCUGCCAUCGGGCUUUGAGGCUUUGGAGCUUAUGGGUGGUUGCGAUUCCCAAUUUAACGAAGCUAAACAAUGAGUUCCAAGAAAGUAGACAGGCUUACUAGGUUGCCUGAAGAGAUUCGUUCACACAUACUCUCUCUAAUGCCUACCAAAUUUGCUGUUCAAACUAGCAUUUUAUCCAAGAGAUGGAGGUAUAGCUGGAUGUUUGUCACAAACCUUGACUUUGAAUUUAUACCCGCCAUCCAUGGUUUAAAUAGCUUCCUAGAAUCUGUGGAUCUUGUAAUGGAGUUAUGCAAAACGUCUCAGCUUCAAUCAUUUCGGUUAGACUUUCCUGGUUGGCGUCUUCCAAACUCAAGAGUAUCAAAUUGGAUUGACAAGGCAGUGAGGUUAAACGUUUGUGAGCUUGACAUAGAGGUUAUCGAGCAGGUUGAGUUGCCGUUAAGCCUUUUUACUUGCAAGACACUCACAAAAUUAAGAUUAAAAACCGCCUUUCGGGAGUGUCCAUGUCGGGUCAAUCUUCCAUGUCUAAAAACCCUUGCCAUCUUUGUUUAUAAAAAUCCUUUUCUCAAUGCCUUUAAACUCAUUGCUGGUUGCCCGGUGCUUGAAAGUUUAUAUUUGAAAGUAUCAUUUUACGAUGGUGUCGAAGAUUACAUAUUUCGUAUUCCUACUCUAAAACGACUGAAGCUCACAUUUCUAUGUUCACCAGUUGUCAACAAAGUUGUUUUAGACGUCCCUAAUCUUGAAUAUCUAUUCGUUGGUGGAACACCAUGCUCAAUAUUUGUAAUGAAAAAUGUAUCGUCUCUUGUUGAGGCAUCUAUUUCGUUAUAUGACUUUACAUAUGACCAUCUACAAAAAUUAACAUUUGAGCAUCUGUGGGCUGAGCUUCUAAAGGGAGUAAGUGGAGUUAAAUCACUUUCAAUUAAAAGAAUGUCAUCUACUUUACAUCUGCCUACAUUUCUGAAUAUGAAGCACUUGGAGUUGAAAAGUUUUUGGCCUUCUCGACGAAUCCUGCAAUUUCUGGAAAAUUCUCCUGAGCUAAAACAUCUUUAUAUUGACAAGCUUGAAGGUUCUUGUUGGAUUGAACCAAAGUUGGUUCCCGCUUGUAUGCCAACAAACCUUACAACCAUCAAGUUUUCAGUUUACAAGUGGUCGAAAUGUGAUAUACCGUUUCUGAAAUACACGCUAGGGAAUGCAGAGGUGUUAAAGACAGUAACGAUCACUUGGGAAGACUCAAGAGUCGAAGAAGAAUCCGAAUUGUGUGCAGAGUUGCUUAAGCUUUCAAGGGCUUCCAGAUACUGUGAGAUCCAUUUUCUGAAAUGAACGUCAUAUGUACUUUGCAAUCUAGAAAUUCUCUUUUGUUCAUGUGGCAUGCGAUGACUACACUUGAGACAAUCAUGGUUUAUUAUAUAGAAAACAAUGUGAUGACUGGUUUUUGGAUCUCUUCAAGGGUUUUUUUUUUUAUUUUCCUGUCUAUAUGG